Acanthopagrus latus (yellowfin seabream) is the source of this 2279-nucleotide messenger RNA. It is a transcript of the gene prkacab, whose product is annotated as protein kinase, cAMP-dependent, catalytic, alpha, genome duplicate b. Bases 794 to 1849 code for a protein of 351 amino acids. Gene Ontology annotation, molecular function: protein kinase A regulatory subunit binding; ATP binding; cAMP-dependent protein kinase activity. NCBI's taxonomy places the organism in Eukaryota, Metazoa, Chordata, Actinopteri, Spariformes, Sparidae. Gene Ontology annotation, biological process: peptidyl-serine phosphorylation. Gene Ontology annotation, cellular component: cAMP-dependent protein kinase complex; nucleus. The transcript is spliced from 11 exons. The record is from RefSeq and is a predicted model, not a curated record.
GUCGGGAGGAAAAUAAUCGGUGACGUUCCCCUCGCUUGCUUUUUGUAGGGCGGCGGGACUCUGCCUCAUUUGAUGGACGGCAAACAGCGAAUCAUAGCGCCCCGUGCGACAGCGCCGUCAACAGGUAGCCAAUCCGUAGCUCGGACCCGGCUGUCAAUCAACCCGGUACUGGUGAGUAGGCGGGACGUUCGCUCGGCUGUAGUUCCGUCAUCUCGCUCGUCUCCGAGGCUACAGGGGGCCAAUGUUGAUUUGGGCGAAUUCCCGUCGUUGCCGGACCUCGCCGAGGUUUAAUUUUUAAAGCUGGGUUCGGUAACGAGGGGCGACAGGCUUUCAGUUGGGGUUAUUGCAUCCCCGCCGUCGGUAUCAGCGUUUCUUGGGCUGGGGGAGAGGUGGGGAGCCGGGGGGCCUCGCUCGGAGGGGGCUGCAAGGAGGGACAGGAGAAGACUGGAUCCUCCGUGUUCAGGCCAACGGCGCCGAGGUCGGCCUGAGAGUCCAGUGAAGCCCCAAGGACCGAGACACCACAACGACAGCUCCCCGUGGAUUUAAGCUCGAUAUCGCUGGCUGGUUGUUGAUGACCGUGGACUGAGUGAGCCCGCUGCACUACCCCGUCUCGCCGUGGCACCGCAUCAGCAGCUGUCAGGCUAUCAAGGAUCAAGACCUCGCUCGGUAACGCUUGGUAACCGUUACAGCUGGAUUUAGGAAAUACCCUUCAGACCUAAUCGAGCUUAGACCGGCUUCAGAAGGCUGCAGGGCGGCCAAAAAGCCACGGAUUGCCCGUUGACAAGUUGUCAUCAUGGGCAACGCGCCCACGGCCAGGAAGGGCAGCGAGAUGGAAAGCGUCAAGGAGUUCCUUGCUAAAGCCAAAGAGGAUUUUCUCAAGAAGUGGGAGAACCCUGCACAGAACACUGCUUGCCUGGAGCAGUUUGAGAGGUUGAAAACCCUGGGCACAGGCUCAUUUGGCCGUGUGAUGCUGGUGAGGCACAGAGAAACGGGACAGCAUUAUGCCAUGAAGAUCCUCAACAAGCAGAAGGUGGUGAAGCUCAAGCAAAUAGAGCACACUCUGAAUGAGAAGCGGAUUCUUCAGGCUGUCAGCUUUCCUUUUCUGGUGCGGUUAGAGUACUCAUUCAAGGACAACACUAACCUCUACAUGGUGAUGGAAUAUGUACCAGGUGGAGAGAUGUUCUCCCAUCUACGGAGAAUUGGCAGAUUUAGUGAGCCUCACGCUCGGUUCUACGCUGCUCAGAUUGUCCUGACCUUUGAGUACCUGCACGCUUUGGACCUUAUCUACAGAGACCUGAAACCUGAAAACCUGCUCAUAGACCAACAGGGCUACAUACAGGUGACAGAUUUUGGCUUUGCAAAACGUGUAAAGGGCCGGACCUGGACACUGUGUGGUACCCCUGAAUAUCUGGCCCCAGAGAUUAUUCUCAGCAAGGGAUAUAACAAGGCAGUAGACUGGUGGGCGCUGGGCGUACUCGUCUACGAGAUGGCAGCAGGGUACCCGCCUUUCUUUGCUGACCAGCCCAUACAGAUCUAUGAAAAGAUCGUGUCAGGGAAGGUGCGUUUCCCAUCACACUUCAGUUCAGACCUGAAGGACCUGCUGAGGAACCUGUUACAGGUGGAUCUCACAAAACGUUACGGGAACCUCAAGAAUGGGGUCAACGACAUCAAGGGGCACAAGUGGUUUGCAACCACUGACUGGAUUGCCAUCUACCAGAAAAAGGUGGAGGCUCCCUUCGUCCCCAAGUUCAAAGGACCAGGCGACACCAGCAACUUUGACGACUACGAGGAGGAGGAGAUCCGCGUCUCCUUCACUGAGAAAUGUGCCAAGGAGUUUGCAGAGUUCUAGAGUUAGAGAGCGAGAGAGGAAGCAAGAAGGAAGUAGGGAGAGUCAAAGGUAGGCUGGUCAAGUGGGAGACGUAAGGAGAGAGUACUGUCUCCUGUCCAAUCACAAGCACCAGCUACAAAAAGAGGAAAACUGGGAUAGAGAAGGGAAAAAGAGCAAGGAGACUGAUAACCAGCAGUGUUGCCUUUUAUGUUGAGUUUCUGUUGUAUUUUAUUUAUUAUUCUGUCUUAUUUAUGGAUCCCUUUAUGAUGAAGGUGUGCUUCAGAUUCAUGGGUGUUGGGAACCCCCACUUGUUUAGAGUUGCCUCAAUGCAUUUUCCACCCAAGUUCUUCCCUGCUCUUUCUGUUGUUUCAGACAUCAUCAUAGAGAAAUCAGUCUGUCUGUUCAGGUCCGCUGCAAUCCGAUGGUCAUUACAUGAAGCUGUAAAAGUUGA